AUCAGCAUAGACAUUCGGGCAGGGAGUGUACAAAGCCAAAGGGCAGACUCAGAGGACAUAAGAGGAGGCAGCUUCCCUGCCUCAGUUUACCCCCUGUGUGCAUCCAGGCACCUUCCUCCCCGGCUGCCCUCGGGCCCGGGUCCCCAGAGGCCCGGGGUCCCGCCAGUGCCUGGGGGAGCGGAAGGCGAAGCCUUGAGGGGUGGCGGACCGAGUCCUGCCAGCGCCGGCUGGGGGCGGGGCCGGGAGGCCCGCGCGGCUAGGUCCCCGCCCGCUGGUUUCCUCCGGGGUCAGCCCGGCUCCUUAUCAGGCGCGGCCAGGCAGCCCCGGCCCUUAUCUGCACUGGGCCAGCAUCCUCCGGCCGCUGCGCCGCCAGGGGUGAGAGGGAGGAAACCGGGCCGCCGGGGGCGGGGAGAGGGAAGGCCGGCCCGGGAGCCGCUCACUUUCCCUGGGGGAGACCUAAGCGGAGACCUCGGCUAUCCUGGCCCUCCGAGGCCCACGAGGAGGCGCGGCCCAACGCCGGGGCCUGGAGCAUUGAGGCUGGACCCGAGCGAGACGGCAGAGCCUGGCCUGACGCUGGAAACCACACCCUGGCCCAGACUGCCAACCCUGACGGGACAGAGCCAGGGCACUCACCAGGCUGCAGGAACAGUGCUGGGCAGGGACCCACCUGUGAGGGGCCAGGCCUGCUUCCCCAGGGCCUAGCUGAGGAAGACAGGGCAGAGGGGCCAAGAGUCUCACACCUUGCUGGGACAUCCUGGACUCUGGAACCAAGAGCAAACAGGGAUGUCAAAACACUAUGCAAAAGUGUGGAUGAUGGAGGGGCAUGGUGGUGCAUGCAUGUAAUCCCAGCACUUUGGGAGACUGAGGCAGGAGGAUCACUUGAGCCCAGGAGUUCCAGACCACCCUAGACAACAGAGUGAGUAGCCCCACGUCGGGGUCCAUGUGCCCGCCUCAGGCACAGGCAGAGGUGGGCCCCACCAUGACUGAGAAGGCAGAGAUGGUGUGUGCCCCCAGCCCAGCGCCUGCCCCACCCCCUAAGCCUGCCUCACCUGGGCCCCCGCAGGUGGAGGAGGUGGGCCACCGAGGAGGCUCCUCACCCCCCAGGCUGCCACCUGGUGUACCAGUGAUCAGCCUGGGCCACAGCAGGCCCCCAGGGGCAGCCAUGCCCACCACAGAGCUGGGCACCCUGCGGCCCCCGCUGCUGCAGCUCUCCACCCUGGGAACUGCCCCACCCACUUUGGCCCUGCACUACCACCCUCACCCCUUCCUCAACAGUGUCUACAUUGGGCCAGCAGGACCUUUUAGCGUCUUCCCUAGCAGCCGGCUGAAGCGGAGACCAAGCCACUGUGAGCUGGACCUGGCUGAGGGGCACCAGCCCCAGAAGGUGGCCCGGCGCGUGUUCACCAACAGCCGGGAGCGCUGGCGGCAGCAGAACGUUAACGGCGCCUUUGCCGAGCUGAGGAAGCUGCUGCCGACGCACCCGCCCGACCGGAAGCUGAGCAAGAACGAGGUGCUCCGCCUAGCCAUGAAGUACAUUGGCUUCCUGGUGCGGCUGCUGCGCGACCAAGCGGCAGCUCUGGCCGCAGGCCCCACCCCGCCCGGGCCCCGCAAACGGCCGGUGCACCGGGUCCCGGACGACGACGCCCGCCGGGGAUCCGGACGCAGGGCCGAAGCGGCAGCGCGCUCGCAGCCCGCGCCCCCGGCCGACCCCAACGGCAGCCCCGGUGCGGCGGCCCGGCCAAUAAAGAUGGAGCAAACCGCCUUGAGCCCAGAGGUGCGGUGACCGCACGCGCCAGCAUUUCUGAGCCGGAGGGCACCAGGGACUCGGCCCAGGGCCGUCGAGGAAGGGGCAGUGGACAUGCUGCGCGUGUUCGGGUGCGAACUCCCCCGAAGAAGGACCAGUGAAGACGUCAGGGGCAAGGUCCAGGGGGUCCGGAAGGGUGAUCAUCGCCCCCCAAGGGACCUGCAGACCCUUAAAAAAAAAAAUCACCCACCACCCUGUGGAAGUGGCCUUGCCUGGGUCCCCUUCACAGGGGCGCGGUUGGCAAACUAACAUGGCAGAGCAGUCAUAGGACCCAA
Piliocolobus tephrosceles (Ugandan red Colobus) is the source of this 2079-nucleotide messenger RNA. It is a transcript of the gene LYL1, whose product is annotated as LYL1 basic helix-loop-helix family member. Gene Ontology annotation, biological process: regulation of transcription by RNA polymerase II. The transcript has 5 exons. Bases 941 to 1783 code for a protein of 280 amino acids. Lineage: Eukaryota; Metazoa; Chordata; Mammalia; Primates; Cercopithecidae. Gene Ontology annotation, molecular function: DNA-binding transcription factor activity, RNA polymerase II-specific; RNA polymerase II cis-regulatory region sequence-specific DNA binding; protein dimerization activity. The record is from RefSeq and is a predicted model, not a curated record.